Molecule: messenger RNA, 1907 nt
Organism: Paramacrobiotus metropolitanus
Lineage: Eukaryota; Metazoa; Tardigrada; Eutardigrada; Parachela; Macrobiotidae
Product: PTB domain-containing engulfment adapter protein 1-like
Exons: 10
Coding region: 281-1576 (431 amino acids)
Source: RefSeq, a predicted model, not a curated record
UGCUGUUCGAGUGAAAAGUGGCCGCUGUGGCACAUAACACACAAGUGCCUGAUUUAAUAAUUAGGCUUUUCUUUUUCUUUUGGCCCACACCGCGAUCAGUUGGUAGUUCGCUAGUUCGUUUCUUCCGCCACAACUGGUGUGCGAGAAAACAGACACGCUAUCUGUUUUCUUGCGCACAGAGAGAACGGAUACGCUAUCCGUUUGUUGCAUGUGAACUAGAGAAUUUUUCCUUGAACGUUCCAGUUUAAAGUUUUUUCGUCGUUUGCGAUUGUGGUGGAUCAUGGCGCCCAAUGUGGAGCUUGAAAAUGUGAUACAGAGUAGUGAUGGUGAUGGUGUGGCUGUUACAGAUGAUACCAUGAUGCGGAGUAAUGCCCUACUCAACAGAUGGUCGAGCAAACAGCACAAAUCCGGAAAUAUGCCGGGAAGUCCGUGGAUUCAUCCGCCAGGAGCAUUGCAAGGCGCACAUGUCGCUUAUUUGGUCAAGUUCCUGGGGUGCACUGAAGUGGAAUCCGCCAAGGGACUGGAAGUAGUAAAAGCCGGAAUUCAGAAAAUGAGAUUUAGUUCACACUUGAAACGGUCAGAAGGAUCCAAGAUACCCAAAAUGGAGCUGACCAUUUCCAUCGACGGCGUCGCCAUACAGGAGCCCAAAACAAAGAGAAUAUUAUAUCAGUACCCUCUGUAUCGGAUAUCAUAUUGCGCUGAUGAUAAAGCGGAAAAGCGAUUCUUUUGCUUCAUCGCCAAGGAGGAGAACCCAUCCACGGAGCAAACUCAGCACCGAUGUUUUGUUUUCGUUAGUGACAGACUGGCGGAAAAUAUCACAUUGACCAUUGGACAAGCCUUUGACUUGGCUUACCGACGCUUCCUAGAGACAUCCGGUCGUGAAAUGGAAAUGCGCAAACAAAUAUUAAUUUUACAAAAACGCGCCAGACUACUUGAACGUGAAAAUGCGGACCUCAAGCAGCGCAUCGCUCAACUGGAACCUUCCGGUCUACAUACAAUUAUGGUAGACGGUGUGGACGUUAUCAAGCUCUCCGACGCAUCCGAGUCGACAGUAACUACAGUGCCAUUAGUGCAUUCAACAAGUGUGAAUGGUUAUAUGAACGGCACCGGCGGUUCUCUUCUGGCUAAUGGCGUAAACUCAACGAACGAUCCGCAAUGUAAUCGCGGCGGAUUCGGACAGAAUACCAGCUAUGCGAGUGCCCCGACGUUGGCCGUCAGACAACAGCAUCGCGUAGAAAUAGCGCCUCCUCCUCCCCUACCGCCGCGGCCCCUGAACGGCACUGAAGCCACGAACGGUCAUAGUGAUGGGAAGAGUGAUUUGAUAACACUGGAUCCCUUUGCGGUGACCAUUUCACCGGAAGAAGAUCCGUUUGGCGACUUCCAAAAGCUGUUUGCCACCAACAGCGCGUCCAGUGGCGGUUCCGAUAAACUGUACGACGAAGCCAUUGGACGUAUGGAUAAACGCAUGUCAGAAAUGAAGGAAGGGUUCAGUCGCGGGUUGACACUGGGACGGGAUGAUUUCAGUUUGGACGCUUUUGAUCCGCUAAGCAAAAACCGAUCGACUAGUCACGCCUGAUGCACUGACAGCAUGGGACCAAGCAGCUUUUUGGCUUUCUGAAAAAUAGAGUAUGACUUGUGGUGUUCCCUUGGCGGUUCAUUAUGGUUUUCAUAUUUUUAGCUGUGGAUUAUAUUCUUGUAUUAUUUUAAUUUUUUAUCAAUGCAUAACAGAUCUGAGUUCUUUUGAAUCUGUGGCUUUUGGCAGCUGGGUGGUGUGUUGUGCUUUUUGCAUUUCCCUUUACAUGCUUUAGCAUAAACUCACCUAUUUAUCGGGGCGAAUUACGUUUAUUUUGAAAAUAAACACGGGCUCUUCGUACGCGGCAAUAUUAAUAAAAAAUUAUUGCACUGGA